AUGUAACUGCACUAGCCCAUAUUUGAACACUCAUUCAAUCUUCUUGUCUUGAUUCUUCUUCAUAGAAUUCAAAACCUUUCUCUCUCCAAUCCUUUCUUCAGAUACGAACGAAUCCCACACGACGUACAAUUUUCAACCUUUUCUUCAUUGUCACUGAUGAUCAAAGGAACAGUUCUAGCCAGAUUGUACUGAUUUUGGACUGGUAGAGAAGAAGAAGAAGACGAAGGAGAUAUACGUCGAUUCAAGCCUUUUUGUAACUAAUUCAAGAGACAAACAAACCGUCACAUUUCAAGGAUCUAUAAUUUGUAAAGCAUCCGAGUUUUGUUGAGAGAUGAACACAAUGGGAAGACAUCAAUCAAACCACCAGAGAUCUGGAUCAUCUACGGCGCAUCAUCAGCGACAAUACUCUGAAAACUUCUUAGACUCUUCCAACGACAGAUGGCUUCAAUCGGCGGGACUUCAACAUCUUCAGUCUUCGAAUUCUCCUACUAUUGGUUCACUUCAGGACUUCGGUUACUAUGGCGCUGGCAGUGGCAGUGGCAGUUCGAGAAUUUACAGGAAUCCGCAGAGGACUUACAGCGGAGGGAGUGAUCUUUUUCAGGAACCGCCUUCCACACCUCCUAGAAAUUCGGGACUAUCGAGUCAGAGAAAGAACGGGGAUGAUCCAGAAUCUCCGAAUGAAUUUAGUCCAGGAUUACUAGAUCUACAUUCAUUUGAUACCGAGCUGCUUCCUGAGAUGCCUUCAUUGGGCCUUUAUGAUGUCCCCUCUCUGUAUCGCUCUGUACGGGGACAAAGCUUUGAUGAUGCUGAAUCAUAUAUGGUUAAUAACAGCAAACCGUCAAUGAGGGCUCGUGCUGCACCAGAGAACAUUGUUUAUAAAAGCUUUGCUGUAGAUAAAGAUAAAGGAAGUAAUGUUGCCAAAAUUAAAGUUGUGGUGCGAAAAAGACCCUUAAACAAGAAGGAGCUAGCUAAGAAUGAGGAGGAUAUUGUAACCAUAGAGUCACGUUCCAAUUCUUUGACAGUUCACGAGACUAAGCUCAAGGUUGACCUGACAGAAUAUAUGGAAAAACAUGAAUUUGUUUAUGAUGCUGUGCUGAAUGAAGAAGUUUCAAAUGAUGAAGUUUAUCGUGAAACUGUGGAGCCCAUAGUUCCUAUAAUUUUUCAGCGAACAAAAGCAACUUGUUUUGCUUAUGGUCAAACAGGUAGUGGAAAAACCUUUACCAUGAAGCCUUUGCCUCUUAAAGCAUCCCGAGAUAUUCUGAGGCUAAUGCACCAUACUUACAGGAAUCAAGGCUUUCAUCUAUUUUUCAGUUUCUUUGAAAUAUAUGGUGGAAAACUUUAUGAUCUCCUUAAUGACAGGAAAAAGCUUUGCAUGAGGGAGGAUGGGAAGCAACAAGUUUGCAUUGUUGGUUUGCAAGAGCACAAAGUAUCUGAUGUGGAGACAAUCAAGGAUUUCAUUGAGAGAGGAAACGCAACAAGAAGUACGGGCACAACAGGUGCAAAUGAGGAGUCGUCAAGAUCACAUGCUAUACUUCAGCUUGCAGUUAAGAGGUCUGUUGAAGGAAAUGAGUCUAAGCCACCUAGAUUGGUCGGAAAACUGUCUUUCAUAGAUCUUGCUGGAAGUGAACGUGGUGCUGAUACAACUGACAAUGAUAAACAGACGAGAUUGGAAGGUGCCGAGAUCAACAAAAGCUUGCUUGCACUAAAGGAAUGUAUAAGAGCACUUGACAAUGAUCAAAAUCAUAUCCCUUUCAGAGGAAGUAAACUAACUGAAGUCCUCAGGGAUUCAUUCGUAGGAGAUUCUAGAACUGUCAUGAUUUCCUGCAUCUCUCCUAAUUACGGUUCCUGUGAACACACUCUCAACACCUUACGAUAUGCUGAUCGGGUGAAGAGCCUUUCAAAAGGUAAUAAUUCCAAGAAAGAGACAACAGUGAAUGUUAAGGAAUCAAUCAUCGCUCCACCUCUUUCGUCGGUUUACCCCUCUGGAUCAUCCUACGACGAUACAUGGUCCGAACAAGUUCAUCGUAGGGAAGUGUAUAAUGCUUCUCAAGAUUUUCAAGAACCAUCAUGGAUGAAGAACGUGAAAGUUGAGUCAUCAAAUGUUUCAAAUAUAGAAGAUAAUAGAAUUACAAGGAAAGUCAAUAACAACAAUACGAAAGUGAAAGAUGUGAAGAGAGUUGACCCGGAGAUAUGUUAUGAUAAUGGGGAGGAUGAGUUGAAUGCUCUAUUAAAGGAGGAGGAGGAUCUCGUGAAUGCCCAUCGUAAGCAAGUGGAGGAAGCGAUGGAUAUAGUUAGAGAGGAAAUGAACCUUUUGGUGGAAGCAGAUAAACCGGGGAAUCAGUUGGAUGACUACAUAUCAAGACUAAACGCUAUAUUAUCGCAGAAAGCUGCUGGUGUUUUACAACUACAAAACCGAUUGGCUCGUUUUCAGAAACGUUUGAAGGAGCAUAAUGUGUUGGGUUCAUCGGGGUACUAGGCGGUUUUCAAACAAAUAUUGGUUGUAAGUAGAGAGUAUAAUAUGAAAUAUGAUGAUAUAGUCAAUUAUUUGAUUUGUGUUGUGUUUGUGGGAUAUUUUUUUAAGGAUAAUGUAACAAACUAGGGUGGU
Molecule: messenger RNA, 2605 nt
Organism: Impatiens glandulifera
Lineage: Eukaryota; Viridiplantae; Streptophyta; Magnoliopsida; Ericales; Balsaminaceae
Product: kinesin-like protein KIN-13B
Exons: 12
Coding region: 332-2476 (714 amino acids)
Biological process (GO): microtubule-based movement
Molecular function (GO): microtubule binding; ATP binding; microtubule motor activity
Source: RefSeq, a predicted model, not a curated record